AUGCCACCACCCAAACCAACUCCCAAUCCAUCACCUUAUCAAGAGCCAUUUAUCAGAGUUUUGGAUGAGGCAGCACUCAUCAACCAUGAAGAUGACCCGAACUACUACGCCAAGUACCCACGAUCUCUGCUAUCAGAGUCCACUGUUGACUCAUUCAUGACCGGGACUGGAGACGCCAUUUACCGAUCGCUUGUACCGCUCUUGGAAGCUACGAACCAUGAGCUCAUUCUGGUGACCUGCUUCUGGGCUCGUUCCUCCACCCUCGAAACAUUGAAUGCGCUCUUGCGCAAGCUGUCCGAAAAAGCGAUACGGCGCGGCACAGACAAGAUCAGAGUACGCCUGUGUUUUUCUUCAUCGUCGCUCUUUCAGAAGUUGUUCCAUAAGCAAUCGAUAUCGGGCCAAAUAUACUCAACUAGUUCAUGGACCAAGCAGUUUGGACUACCAGACCCGAGCGAACUUGGCGGUCUUGAUCUUCAGCUCAAAUCUAUAUUCAUACUACCCUUCUCCGUCAUGCACCCAAAGUUCAUGAUCAUCGAUCGCAAAGCCGUCGUGUUACCUUCCUGCAACAUCAGCUGGGAAGAAUGGUUCGAAGGCGCUAUAACAUUUACCGGCUCUACUGUUGAGGAAUUCGUCAAGUUCUACAAACAUUUCUGGUUACGAACGGAUAUGCCUGACCUCCCCGCAUCAACAACAUAUGACUCCAAGCUCGGACAGGCCGACACCACAGACACGCAGAAUCUCGACCACGGACACAUCGUCACCCGCUUUUCCACGGCAUCGAAACCUUCAACUGUCUCCAAAAUCCCCACAAUCUUCCUCCCCUCCCCUCACCGACGGAAUCCGCGUUUCCAUCCUUUCGCCUCAUCCUCCGCGAUCUCCGCGCCUCCAACCCCACUCAACGCCUUUGUCCUCACGCUGUUAGCCAAAGCGGAGAGAAGCAUACGCAUACAAUCUCCAAACCUUACCGCACCGCCCGUCCUCACCUCUAUACUAAAAGCUCUAGAACGAGGCAUAGACGUGCAGAUACUGACCUCCGAAAGACUCAUGAUACUAGAGCAGCUCGUCACAGCCGGGACUACAACCUCCCGCUGCGUCAAGACACUUGUCAAGCGCUACAAGAAGCUUGCGCGGAACAUAGUAGCGGGGCAGCGCCGUCCUGCGACUGAUGAAGAAGCCGCCAUCUCUCCGCCCCGGCUUGGCCGCCUUCAAAUUUCGUACUUCGAGCCCAUUGGCGGACUCAAAGGACGUGGCGAGGAAGGCGGUGAACCACAACAAAGCCAUCUGAAGAUGACGAUCGCAGACGGCGAGGUUGUGGUGUUAGGGUCAGGGAAUCUUGAUCGCGCGAGUUGGUUUACGAGUCAGGAGCUGGGGGUGGCGUUCUUUGAUAAGGGGCUUGUACAACAGGUGGAAAGUGUAUUGGAUCGGGCAAUGGAGGGGAGAGCGAGGGUUGUGUAUGAUAGCGCAGCGUGA
Messenger RNA from Didymosphaeria variabile, 1470 nucleotides. RefSeq lists its product as uncharacterized. Gene Ontology annotation, molecular function: catalytic activity. The transcript has a single exon. The record is from RefSeq and is a predicted model, not a curated record. NCBI's taxonomy places the organism in Eukaryota, Fungi, Ascomycota, Dothideomycetes, Pleosporales, Didymosphaeriaceae. The coding region runs from base 1 to 1470 and encodes 489 amino acids.